This is a messenger RNA of Polyodon spathula (Mississippi paddlefish), 1191 nucleotides long. Its product is annotated as forkhead box protein L3-like. Lineage: Eukaryota; Metazoa; Chordata; Actinopteri; Acipenseriformes; Polyodontidae. Gene Ontology annotation, biological process: anatomical structure morphogenesis; cell differentiation; regulation of transcription by RNA polymerase II. Bases 47 to 550 code for a protein of 167 amino acids. The record is from RefSeq and is a predicted model, not a curated record. Gene Ontology annotation, molecular function: RNA polymerase II cis-regulatory region sequence-specific DNA binding; DNA-binding transcription factor activity, RNA polymerase II-specific. The transcript is spliced from 2 exons.
GAGUCCUGGAACCAAAGUUACCUUGUCUGGUAUCUAUGAUUUUAUCAUGAAGAAGUUCCCUUACUACAGAUCCAAUCAAAGAGCGUGGCAGAACUCCAUCCGACACAAUCUGUCACUUAACAGCUGCUUUGUAAAGGUUCCCAGAACAGAGGGCAACGAGAAAGGGAAAGGAAACUACUGGACGUUUGCAACAGGCUGUGAAUCCAUGCUGGAUCUCUUUGAAAACGGGAACUACAGGAGAAGAAGGAGGAGGCGCAAUAUGAAAUCAGGUUACAGAGACGAGACAGAUCAGAGUGAAGGGUCCUCAUCCCCUGAGCUGCCCUCUGCACUCGGGGUCUUCAACGACAACCACCUGGGGACUGAGUCAAGGCAGCAGGAAUCAGACACUUUCUAUCCCAGUGACACCGGCCAUCAGCAGGUUCAGGUGAACUCCAGUCUGCCAAAACCUGACUCCGAAAUCAAGUUCAGCAUUGAUUACAUCCUGUCAGCCCCGGACCCAGUGCCAGGACUGAGACCCCACUUCAGUGGGAUGGUUAGCAAAGUUCACUGACUGGAGCCACGGCACAUCAACCUGCAUUUCUGGACAAUGUGAAACUAGAGCCCUGCCUUAAGGGGAAAAGGGUUGGCAAUGAGGCAUUGUAAUACACCUAUAGGCAUUAUCAGCCCCAUCUUUCCAAAUAGUAGCACUGCAGUUUUUAGUUUCUGUACUGAUGUGAGAUUUGAUUCUUUAACCCCUGAACCUCUCUCAACACAGCUAUCUGUCCAGAACCAUUCAAAACCAAUAAAAUGUCAGGAUAGCAACUGUGGACCUACCUCUCUCCUGGUGUUGCACAGAUCCACACUGUAAAUUGUUUUUAAAGGGAUCUGUCUCGUGCACAGGAACAGGGAAUUCCUCCGAGGAUUUGGAAAAAAACACCUCAGUGGAAAAAGUGGUAACUGGUACAAAUAUAACAAUUGUAAUAAACAUCACUCUGUAAUGAUCAUUUACCAUGUACAGGACCAUGUGAAUCGUAGGACGCCGGACUGGUCAGCUCUAUCUAAUCACUUAAUACAAAAUUCUCUAAAUUUGAAGAACUAUGUUGCUAAAACAAAAAAAACUAAAAAACUUUUUAAAAAAAUGAUUAGACACAGAAAAGUGCUUUACUUCAGUUUUAACAUGUUAUUUUUAAAAUUAUUUUUACAUUUUUUAUU